AAUUCGAUUGUGAUUGUAUUCGAAUAAUACGAUAUUCAUUUAUUUUAUUACAAACCUUUUGAAUAGUACUAUAGAUUAGUUUUAUUUUAUUUAAUUUUUCAAAGUUGUUGCUGCACUUUUAAAAUGGACCCCAUUUCAAUUUUACAAAGCAGAAUUGAGCAAUUGGAAGCUAAACUUGGGUUGGCUGCGAAUUCUCCCAUAGAUGGGCAACAGGGCGAUACUGCUACAGCCAAUCUUCUAAACACUGCUCAAGCUAUCAACAAUGCAACUGCAGGACACGAGAAACUUAAUGAAGCCAUGCAUUUGGCCACGGAGCUGAAUAAUUACACUGACCCUAAUUUUGUUGAAAAUAUGCAACAAAAUGACAUUCACAUGCAUGAGGUAGCUGCUGCUGAACCUGUAAUUAAACACCACUGUCAAUGUAUGCAUCGCUGUAAACAGGCUGCAUCCGUCCUGGAGUCAGAACCUAUUCAGCAUGCGGCUCAAAUGCAGGAGGUAGUAAACACCAUGCAGGCUGCUGCUGCAGAAGUAAAAGCUGAAGCAGAUGCUGUGUCUCAAGGUGUCCAAGAACUUGCUGAGACCUGUGGCACAGCGGCUGCUGAAGCUUCUGAACAACUGGCAUAUGUAGCUCAAAAAGUCGAGCAAACUGAGCAGAAGCUCUUCCCCCGGAGGAGGAAUGGACUUGACUAGAACAGUCACUAAAAAGAUUGUGAUAAUGUUGCUAAUUGAUUAACAGAAACCAUUUAUUUAUUCAAACUCGCUUAAAUUAAAAAGUAUUCUUUUUUA
Messenger RNA from Trichoplusia ni (cabbage looper), 786 nucleotides. RefSeq lists its product as uncharacterized. The record is from RefSeq and is a predicted model, not a curated record. Lineage: Eukaryota; Metazoa; Arthropoda; Insecta; Lepidoptera; Noctuidae. Bases 124 to 690 code for a protein of 188 amino acids. Gene Ontology annotation, biological process: cytoskeleton-dependent cytokinesis. The transcript has 4 exons. Gene Ontology annotation, cellular component: dynactin complex.